Messenger RNA from Cynoglossus semilaevis (tongue sole), 3037 nucleotides. RefSeq names its product septin 10 (gene septin10). The record is from RefSeq and is a predicted model, not a curated record. The transcript has 10 exons. Bases 143 to 1426 code for a protein of 427 amino acids. Gene Ontology annotation, molecular function: GTP binding. NCBI's taxonomy places the organism in Eukaryota, Metazoa, Chordata, Actinopteri, Pleuronectiformes, Cynoglossidae.
GUGGUCUGUCCAGUUGUCGAUAGUCGACACUGUUUGAGGCGGGCGGUCCUCAUCCGGAUUGUAUUGUAAAAGAUAAUCGGUCGUUACACUACAUCUGUGCUGUUUGUGCAUUUAACUCAGGUACAAACUUCAGUGGAAAACCAUGGCUUCUUCGGACGUUGCUCGGCAGCCGGAUAAAGGAGUACGACCCCUGAACCUGGCUGGUCAUGUGGGUUUCGACAGCCUCCCAGAUCAGCUCGUCAACAAAUCCAUCUACCAGGGUUUCUGCUUUAAUAUUCUCUGCAUUGGUGAAACUGGUAUCGGCAAAUCUACUCUUAUGGAUACCUUGUUCAACACCAACUUUGAGAACUUUGAGUCGUCUCACUUUGAGCCGCAGGUGAAGCUGCGGGCUCAGACGUAUGACCUACAGGAGAGCAAUGUUCGCCUGCGCCUCACGGUGGUCAACACUGUGGGCUUUGGAGACCAAAUGAACAAACAGGAAAGCUAUCAGCCAGUGGUGGACUACAUCGACAGACAGUUUGAGAGCUAUCUGCAGGAAGAGCUAAAGAUCAAACGCUCUCUGCACAACUACCACGACUCACGAGUCCAUGCCUGCCUUUACUUCAUCUCCCCCUCAGGCCACUCACUAAAAUCUCUGGACCUGGUCACCAUGAAGAAACUAGACAGCAAGGUGAACAUCAUCCCUGUCAUUGCCAAAGCUGACACGAUCAGUAAGAGUGAGCUACACAAGUUCAAAAUCAAAAUCAUGAGUGAACUGGUCAGCAAUGGUGUCCAGAUUUACCAGUUCCCACUGGACGACGAAACUGUGGCCAAAGUCAACACCACCAUGAACGGGCACCUGCCUUUCGCUGUUGUUGGUAGCACAGAGGAAGUGAGUGUGGGCAAUAAGAUGGUGAAGGCACGUCAGUAUCCCUGGGGUGUUGUACAAGUGGAGAACGAGAACCACUGCGACUUUGUGAAGCUGAGGGAAAUGCUGAUCUGUGUCAACAUGGAGGACCUGAGGGAGCAGACGCACACUCGCCACUACGAGCUGUACAGACGCUGCAAACUGGAGGAGAUGGGAUUCAAAGACACCGACCCGGAGUGCAAACCCGUCAGUUUGCAGCAGACUUACGAGGCCAAGCGUCAGGAGUUUCUGUUGGAGCUGCAGAGGAGAGAAGAUGAGAUGAGGCAGAUGUUCGUGCAGAGGGUGAAGGAGAAAGAAGCCGAGCUGAAGGAUGCUGAAAGAGAGCUGCAGAGUCGUUUCGAGCAGUUGAAGCGCCUCCACGCCGACGAGAAGGCGCAGUUGGAGGAGAAGAAGCGACUUUUGGACGAGGACCAGAGCUCCUUCAGUAAAAGACGAGCCGCCGCGCAGCUCCUGCAGGCCCAGAGUCUCACUGCCAAUGGCAAGAAGGACAAGGACCGCAAGAAUUCUGGCUUCAUGUGAAGACUGAAGUACCACUCCACUCUCACCAGUAUAACCUGCAGCAUUUUGCCCAUUUUUUUUCCUCAAUGGGACCACGCUCACAUCCUUGACCAGGAAAAAUCCUAAACAAAGCAGCAGCAAGUGACAUCGAAUUUGUGCCAAAGUUUAAUGACUGUACCCAAGAAUACUGUGUACUGUUAGUAUUUUAAUCCCCUUUAUAUAUAUUUUUUACCUCUUUGUGGAAUAUGUUGUAUUUAUCCUCUUUUUUUUUUUUUAUAGAAAAACCUUUUGUUAGGAUUGAUUCUUCUCACUAGGUGCUUACGACAGUUAGAAACACACAGAGGUACUAAUAACAGAAUAUGUUAUCUCUCGUCAUAAUGUAAGACGUUUACAUGUCUUUUAUUCUACCACACCAGCCUCACGACUGUCUUGCCACGAGUUGUUUUCAUAAUUUAUUUUGUACUUUAUAGCAGUGUUUCCCAACCUUUUUUGGGCCAUGGUGCAUCAUGACAUUUAAAAAAAAAAUCUUUACACAGUAUGACACCUGGGCCUGUUUAGUUGAACACAACACUGAUAUACUCGCAGAAAUUAAAAGUGGUUUCACUCCAGUCCAAAGAAAGUGGUUGGAUAAUGUCCCACGGUACACCGGAUGAUCUUUCACGACACACUAAUGUGCCACGGCACAGUGGUUGGGAACCACUGCUUUUUGGGAUUAACUUGGGACAUCCAUGUGGAACAUUGCUGACAAUCUGUAGAGACGCCGUGUAUUUUAAUCCUGGUUCUACUCAUUCUGCUGAUACCAGGGAGUGUCACAGAGUCCACGUCUGAAAAGGGAAUUUUAAUUGUUUUAACAACACGUCCUGAAGUUACGUUUGCUGCUUUCAUCUUUUAUAGCGUUCCGAAUAACGGUCACAGGGCAUUACAACUACACGUCUUCUUUUUUCCUCCUUGUUUUUUUUUUUUUAUUACUCUCUUUUUCUAGUGCUAUCGACCUCCAGCAGAAACACAACUAAGUAAAAACAUUAAAGCUGAAGGAGUCUUCCUUACUCCUGUCACACAUCCAGGGGGAAAUAAUUAAAUGUGGAACAUCUCGUGUUCAAUUACACGUUUUACCAGAGGGGGAAACUAAGGCUUGGGUACAAUUUACAGCAUAUACUAUAUAUAUAUAUAUAUAUNUUAGUGCUUGCACUGAAGAUGGUUUUAUCAAGUCAAGUCUCCUGAGGGGGAAAAGGAAGAGAGGCAGUAUGUGCAACAUUAAAAGCAUUUUUUUUUUUUAAAUCAAAAUUUCCCUGUAGACGUGAACAGAACGGUGUUUCUCUUUUCUUUUUUUUCUUUUUCUAACCCUACAGAGUAAACCAGAACACUAGUGCUGGUCCACUGGUCCAGUCUCUUUGACACCAACAUCUACACAGUACAGUGACGCGGCCACUUUAUUUUUACAUUUGUGCUUAACAUGUUCUAGUGCCUUACCUAGGAAAACACAAUUCACUUGGAACCCCAGAGAUUACAUCAGCGUUAAUGGAAUAAAGAGACACGUUUGUAUAACACAUAAUGUAUUUAAGCGAUAAACAGUGUUAUUUGGGAGCUUUGUUUUUCCUUCUUGCUCAAUAAAUCUUUGUAUUUUUGUCAUGA